Molecule: messenger RNA, 669 nt
Organism: Dendrobium catenatum
Lineage: Eukaryota; Viridiplantae; Streptophyta; Magnoliopsida; Asparagales; Orchidaceae
Exons: 1
Coding region: 1-669 (222 amino acids)
Source: RefSeq, a predicted model, not a curated record
AUGGCUGGAUCCUCUUGGUCUCUUCCUACCUCUAUUAACUCCCAGAUUUUUGAGUUCUUUAGAUCCAUCCCUAUAUCUAGUGACAGUAACAAACAUCUAACAUGGGAAAACAAUGAAAAUGCUUCUUUCAAGGAUUUUUAUAAAGAAUUUUUUUCCUCUGAGAAUGAUGUUGACUGGGCUCAUCUGGUGUGGCACAAAAAGCACUCUCUUAGACAUUCAGUUUACUCCUGGAUGGCCCUUUCUAAUGGUCUCAAGACUUCGGUUGCCUUGUGUGCGAGAAAUAUAGAUGUUGGGAAUAUAACUUACCCCUUUUGUCAUAUUCACCCUGAAACCACGGCACAUCUAUUGUUUGAAUGUGAUUAUUCUUUUCAGGUUAUCUGUAGGCUUAUUCCUCAAUUUUCCUGCUUUCUCUUUAGACCCAACCUAGCUCAAGCCUUUCAGUUCAUUGCUGGGUUGGAUUUUAUUAGGGAGGUUAAGCUUGGACUGUUGCUGAUUUUAAAUAUUUAUGUUUACUUCCUGUGGGCUGAGCGGAAUUCUAGGAAGCAUAACGGGAGGAUUGCUUGUGCUGUCACGCUUGCUAAGAGAAUUCUUAGAUCUGUUUACCUGAAACUGGAUAGUUGGAAAUGUGGAAAUUUGAUAAAAGAAAAGCUUAUGGUCUCCUACCAUUAA